CGCCCUGAAGAUGAUCCAAGCCGAAUUUGAUGUCGGAGUAUGCGGCGUCCUUCAAAAGUAAUUCAAGCGAAAAUAUUUUUUCUCUUAUUCUCGACGAUCUCUGUAACCAUGGACGACGAAAGCGAAAACUAUGACAUGUUCCAGUCGAUCAAGCCGUCUGCUCCAUCAGCGGUACCCUCAAAAUCAACAAAAAACAUACCAGCAGUUGAUAUGAGUGACAGUGAGGACGAUGUCUCCGAGGAAGAGAAAUUUAUUGCCAGCGAAAACAUGGCUGCCAAUCGCAAAAAUAAGAAAUCUGGCGGUUUUCAGUCCAUGGGUCUCAAUCAACAGAUCUUCAAAGCGAUCUUGCAUAAAGGUUACAAGGUUCCGACACCAAUCCAGCGUAAAUCGAUCCCUCUUAUCUUGCAAGGCCAAGAUGUCGUCGGUAUGGCCCGUACGGGUUCCGGUAAAACAGCAGCAUUUUUGAUUCCGCUACUUGAGCGCCUCAAGGGACACUCAGCCAAAGUGGGUGCACGUGGCCUGGUGUUAUCGCCAUCGCGUGAAUUGGCCCUGCAAACGCAGAAGGUGUGCAAGGAGUUUGGCAAACAUACCGAUCUGCGAAGCUGUGUGCUUGUAGGUGGUGACAGCUUGGAUGAUCAAUUUAGCAUGAUUGCAAGCAACCCGGAUAUUUUGAUCGCAACACCUGGCCGUUUGCUUCAUUUGGCUGUCGAAAUGGGUUUGGAUUUACGAUCUAUCGAAUACGUCGUCUUUGAUGAAGCCGAUCGAUUGUUCGAAAUGGGUUUUGCUGUACAGCUUCAUGAAAUCUUGUCUCGGUUGCCACAGAGCCGUCAGACGCUACUUUUCUCGGCCACACUUCCCAAGAUGCUUGUCGAUUUUGCUAAGGCCGGUCUGCAGGAGCCAACGCUGAUUCGUCUGGAUGCGGACACCAAGAUUAGCAAAGACUUGGAGAUGGCUUUCUUUUCUGUAAAGCAAUCCGAAAAAGAAGCAGCACUGCUUUACUUGCUUCGUAAUGUUAUCAAAUUACCGAAAAAGACAUCGCAGGCGAAUGCCGGCCGCUCUGACGAUAAGAAAAAGAAAAAACGAUUGACAGCAACAGAAGAGGAUCGCCAAACAAUUUUGUUCGUUGCAACAAAACAUCAUGUCGAAUAUCUUUCCAACAUUUUGAUGGGACUCGGAUAUCAGGUCUCAUAUGUAUACGGCUCACUCGAUCAGACGGCGCGUAACAUCCAGAUUAAUCGAUUCCGUUCGGGCUACACGAAUUUGUUGGUAGUAACGGACGUCGCUGCACGUGGUAUUGAUAUUCCUAUCUUGGAAAAUGUCAUCAACUAUGAUUUUGCUGGAUCUUCCAAAGUGUAUAUCCAUCGUGUGGGCCGUGCUGCUCGUGCUGGUCGCCGUGGUUGGGCCUACUCACUUGUUUCCGCUGCUGAGUUGCCCUAUGUUGUUGAUCUUGGUCUCUUUUUAACGCGUGAAGUGGUGCUUGGAUCCCGACAAAAGGAAAAGCUGGGUGCCGAUUAUACCUCGUCGCUGAUUAUUGGUGCUAUGCCCAAGGAUGCAUUGAUAGACGAUGCCGAAUGGGUGCGACAGCGUGUAGCAGGAGACGCAAGUUUGGAGGGCAUGUACACUACUGCAAACAAUGCAUAUAAAUUGUUCAACCGAACAAAGCCAAGAGCAGCAGCCGAGAGUUAUACUCGAGCAAAAGAGUUGAUGAAGAAAGAAGCAUUCAAGGAUUUACAUCCUCUGCUAGAAAUUGGCGAGUUCACAAAUGACGCCGAAAAGCAGCGCUUGAAUCUCAUUAGCAAGAUUUCUGGUUUCCGUCCAUCUGAGACAAUUUUUGAAGUGGGUCGUCGCGGAACUAAAAAGGCUGAUGCAGCCACUCUGCUUAUGCGCAGUCGGCGAGAAAAUCUAGGAUCACUCAUCAGCGCUACCAAAUCACAACGAGCAGCAGCUUCCGCUGCAGAAUUGGAAGAUUUGAAUUCAAGCGGGCCUGUGAAACAAAUUGAUGUGGAUGGACUAGGCGGCGAAGUCGAGGAGGAUGAUUUGGCAGAUGUUUUCAAUAUGUCCACGGCUGAAAGCAAUGAUAAAAAGAAGUCUAGCCAUCGUGACGAGGAAUUUUAUAUGCACUACACGCAAAAGGACGCUGACACGGAACGUGGAUAUUCGAUGCAGACGGGUAACUUUGUCGAGCAGGCAGGCAAAGCAACACUUGACCUGAUUGGUGAUGACAAUGACGCCAUGAAUCAGGGACGACGUAACGCCAUACGAUGGGAUGCCAAAAAGAAAAAGUUUGUGCGUGGUACUGGUGUUGGUUCUGACAACAAAAAAAUGAUUCGUACCGAGAGCGGUGCUUUGAUCUCAGCAACUUACAAGAGCGGUCGAUAUGAAGAGUGGGCCAAGAAGAAGCGGAUAGCGAUCCCGCGUACUGGUGAGCAAGAGCUGUCUUCUGCCAAGCAUAUGGCUCACGGCAAUACGCGAAAAUUCCGACAUAACCGUACGGAUGCUCCUCAGAAACGCAAACGUGAGGAGAGCGAGCUCAAGUCGGCUGAACAGAUUCGCAAGCAGCGUAAAGUCCAAGAGAACCGAAAGGCAAAGAAUGCACGACCCUCAAACAAAAACAAGAAGCGUCGCUAGACAAAACAAAAGCUGUUUAUUAUCAUUUUGUAUCUAUAUUCUCAAGCAUUUUUCACAUUUCUUUUUCUAUUUGUAUCAUCACUCUCGCUCUUUUUUCUUUCUUUCGUAAUAUUCCAUCAAUAAUAUAGCAUUGGUACAUAUCCAAACUUCUACUCAACGUGUUUACAUCCAACGCGAACCAGAGAGUGAAUAAUAGAUGGUCGAUUACAUAGUAAGCUUUUUACGGCAUGCCCA
Messenger RNA from Zychaea mexicana, 2862 nucleotides. Its product is annotated as P-loop containing nucleoside triphosphate hydrolase protein. Gene Ontology annotation, cellular component: nucleus. Lineage: Eukaryota; Fungi; Mucoromycota; Mucoromycetes; Mucorales; Lichtheimiaceae. Bases 40 to 2628 code for a protein of 862 amino acids. The transcript has 6 exons. The record is from RefSeq and is a predicted model, not a curated record. Gene Ontology annotation, molecular function: ATP binding; RNA helicase activity; RNA binding.